CAAGUUGUCAUGUGGGUGCGAUUUAUAUUAAUUAACGGAGAAAUGGAGAGAAAAUAUCAAAGUGGAAUGGGAAAAACUAAGGUUGCAAUCUUGUUGCUUUGGGUCUUGUGUAUCAAAUUGCAGUUGAAUGUUGAAGCAAGAACAUCAUCAGCUUUAGAAACAGAAAUCGAAGCCAAAUUGAAGCAACUCAACAAGCCUGCCGUGAAAACCAUUAAGAGUGAAGAUGGAGAUAUUAUUGAUUGCGUCAACAUCUACGAUCAACCUGCUUUUGAUCAUCCAGCCUUAAAAAACCACACUAUUAAGAUGAUGCCCGAUUUUUUGCUAGAAUCCCAAAAUCCAAGCACAGAAGAUGCUUCUGAGUCAGUGAUAUUUCAGACAUGGCAAAAAAGUGGAAGCUGUCCAAAAGGAACCAUUCCUAUUCGCAGAAUUCUAAAGGAAGACUUACUCAGAGCUUCUUCUCUUGGCCGAUUUGGGCAGAAACCCCCAGCUUCUCUCAAUUUUUCCAAUGCCGACAGUGAAUUUAUUCCUGUAAAUCGCUCGUCAUCAUAUCUUGUGACAUUGGGAUACAAUUAUAUCGGUGCAGAAGCAGACAUCAACGUUUGGAAUCCAAAGGUUACCAUGCCAAACGAUUUCACCACAGCUCAAAUCUGGCUUAAGAACAACAACGGUGAAGUUUUUGAAAGUGUAGAAUCAGGUUGGAUGGUGAAUCCAAAGUUAUAUCAUGACGGAGCCACCCGGUUUUUUGUCUCCUGGACUAGGGAUUCAUACAGGUCAAUAGGUUGCUUUGAUCUUACUUGUCCAGGAUUUGUGCAAACAGGCCAAGUAGCCCUUGGUGCUAGCAUAGGACCUAUAUCAUCCAUUAUGGGCCCACAGUAUGAGCUUAACGUUGGACUGUUCCUGGAACCAGACUCAGGAAAUUGGUAUCUUAAAAUUAAGAACAACGUCCCAGUGGGUUAUUGGCCGGCUGAAAUAUUGGGUUCUUUAACGCACAGUGCCAUAUUGGUUGAAUGGGGUGGACAAGUAUCAAGCACAAAUAUAAAGAAUCAUGAAAGCCCUCACACGGGAACAGAAAUGGGAAGUGGACAUGCCGCAAGUGGUCGAUUUCAGAACGCGUGCUUCAUGCGCAAUGUGAGGAUUAAGGAUUAUUCGCUACAGCUUAAGUAUCCUGAGCAUGCAUAUGCUAUGGCUGAAGAGCCCUACUGUUACAGCUCCCUCAACGACGUCCAUUAUGGGAAGGAACCUGUCUUUUAUUUUGGAGGACCCGGACGAAACCCACCCUUUUGUCCUUAAUUCAUUUUCCAUUCUUAUAAAUAAAUAAAUAUUCUGUAAUUUUGAACGC
Glycine soja is the source of this 1339-nucleotide messenger RNA. RefSeq lists its product as uncharacterized. The record is from RefSeq and is a predicted model, not a curated record. Lineage: Eukaryota; Viridiplantae; Streptophyta; Magnoliopsida; Fabales; Fabaceae. The coding region runs from base 10 to 1290 and encodes 426 amino acids. The transcript is spliced from 7 exons.